Molecule: messenger RNA, 1254 nt
Organism: Aspergillus pseudonomiae
Lineage: Eukaryota; Fungi; Ascomycota; Eurotiomycetes; Eurotiales; Aspergillaceae
Exons: 2
Coding region: 1-1254 (417 amino acids)
Source: RefSeq, a predicted model, not a curated record
AUGGCGCUGUCCGUGCUGGAGAUUCUGGAUGGGUAUGCGCGGAAGAUGAAGCCCGAGAGUACGGAUGCGGAGGCGCUGGAGGGGUUCCUGGCGCUGUAUACGCGGCAGCGCACGGAGGGGAAUGAGCGGUGGUACCGGGCUGAAGUGCAGGUUGGGGAGGGGGAGAGGGAGCUGGCGAAGUUGGGGAAGAGGCGGGGGAAGGUAGAGGGGCGGUUGAAGAGGGCGAGGGAGGCUGCGUCGAAGAAGGAGCGCAGGGAGAGGGAGAAGAGGGCUGGGGAGCGGGCGAAGAGGGCGGAGCAGCGGAGGUUGAAGAGGGAGGAGAGGCUUAAGUUCUGGACGACCCGGGUGGGACAGGUGGUGGUGCAUCUGGAUAGCCAGGCUGGGUUCACGCCGGGGUCGAGUCGGCGCAGUUCCGUCGCGGAGGUGUUGGAGCCCGUAGAUGUCGUGCUGCGUCUGAGCUAUGUGGUGCCCGGCGUGAGCUGGAGCUCGCGCUAUGAGCUGCGCAUUAACACGCCGUCGUCGUCGGCGCGGAUGGCGUAUCGCGCUGAGUUUCGGAACUCGAGCUCGGAGACGUGGACGGAUGCGCGGGUGACGCUGUCGACGUCGCAGGCGUCGUUUUCUGGGCUGGAACAGCGCAUCCCCUCGUUGCAUCCUUGGCAUAUUAAGUUGUUGGAUGCUACUCGGGAGAACCAGGAGCAUCCUUCUUGGGAGAAGAUUCUGAGGGGUGGUGAAUCGAAUCGAUCUAACACCUCGGCGUUGCGGAUUAUGCGCGGCAGAGUGGGUUUGACGGUUGAUGGAACGUUCCUGGGCACGGCCACGAUCCCGAACUGUGCGCCGGGCGAUUUCUUCAGUGUCUCCUUGGGCGUGGAUCCCUCGAUCCUGGUGACCUAUGGUAAACCAACGGUGCGACGGUUGAACACCGGGUUUUUCACCGGACAGGUCGGGGCUGUGUUCCGGCGCACGUGUUGGAUCAAGAAUACCAAGGGCGUGGCGGCGGAUAUCACGGUAUUGGAUCAGGUGCCGGUGAGCGAGGACAAGGAGCUGCAGGUGGAGAUCCUGGAGCCAAAGGGGUUGCAUGACAAGGGUAAUGAAGUGAAGCUGGAUAUGGAAGCGAGCCAUGGAAACGGAAAGGCCAUUAUGGAGAAGAAGGGAGAGGUUAAAUGGGUUUUACAUUUGGAGCCAGGGAAGGAUGUGCGGGUGGUGUUGGAGUAUGGAACGAAAGCGCCGAGAGGGAGCGAGGUGGACACUGCAUGA